This is a messenger RNA of Megalops cyprinoides (Indo-Pacific tarpon), 652 nucleotides long. RefSeq names its product gamma-crystallin S-1-like. Gene Ontology annotation, biological process: lens development in camera-type eye; visual perception. The coding region runs from base 1 to 525 and encodes 174 amino acids. The record is from RefSeq and is a predicted model, not a curated record. Lineage: Eukaryota; Metazoa; Chordata; Actinopteri; Elopiformes; Megalopidae. Gene Ontology annotation, molecular function: structural constituent of eye lens. The transcript is spliced from 3 exons.
AUGGGCAAGAUCAUCUUCUACGAGGACAGGAACUUUGGCGGACGCCACUAUGAGUGCAUGAACGACUGCUCCGACCUGCACUCCUACUUCAGCCGCUGCAACUCCUGCAAGGUGGAGAGCGGCUGCUGGAUGGUGUAUGAGCGCCCCAACUACAUGGGGUACCAGUACUUCCUGAGGAGGGGCGAGUAUCCCGACUACCAUCGCUGGAUGGGGAUGAGCGACUGCAUUCGUUCCUGCCGCAUGAUCCCCAUGAUGCACGGGUCUCACAGGAUGCGCAUUUACGAGAGGAUGGAGUUCGGAGGCCAGAUGAUGGAGUUGACCAACGACUGCCCCAACAUGAUGGACCGCUUCCACUUCUCGGACAUCCACUCCUGCAACGUGAUGGAGGGAAACUGGCUGUUCUAUGAUCAGCCCAACUACAUGGGCCGGCAGUAUUACCUGAGGGCCGGAGAGUACAGGAGGUUCAGCGACUGGGGUGGCAUGAGUGCCAGAGUGGGGUCCAUCCGACGCAUCAUGGAUUACUAAACAGUGUGUUCUUCUCCUGAGGCCUGCUUUUAACUCUGCUGGGAAUUUCUGCACACCUGUCCAUUGGGGGACUCUCCUUUAAAGCUUGAAGAACUACAGGCAAAUUCCUCUGUGGUGUGGCUUUUGC